Molecule: messenger RNA, 294 nt
Organism: Debaryomyces fabryi
Lineage: Eukaryota; Fungi; Ascomycota; Pichiomycetes; Serinales; Debaryomycetaceae
Exons: 1
Coding region: 1-294 (97 amino acids)
Biological process (GO): G protein-coupled receptor signaling pathway
Cellular component (GO): membrane
Molecular function (GO): alpha1-adrenergic receptor activity
Source: RefSeq, a predicted model, not a curated record
AUGCAAUUCAAAUCUGUUAUUCUUGCUUUAGGUGCUGCUACCGUCGUCUCUGCUGCUUCUAACUCUACUGGCGGUGCUGUCGGUGGUUCUAACUCCACUGGCGGUGGUGUUGGUGGUUCUAACUCCACUGGCGGUGGUGCUGGUGGUUCUAACGGUACCGGUGGUGGUGCUGGUGGUUCCAACGGUUCUGGUUCUGGUGGUUCCGGAUCUGGUGGUUCUGAAAAUGGUGCCUCUAUCGUGGGUGCCGGUGUUGUCGGUGCUGUUGCCGCAGCUGGUGUUGCUUUAUUAUUCUAA